This is a messenger RNA of Tachyglossus aculeatus (Australian echidna), 3550 nucleotides long. Its product is annotated as F-box only protein 42-like. Gene Ontology annotation, molecular function: protein binding. Gene Ontology annotation, cellular component: Golgi apparatus. The coding region runs from base 510 to 1811 and encodes 433 amino acids. The transcript is spliced from 10 exons. The record is from RefSeq and is a predicted model, not a curated record. Lineage: Eukaryota; Metazoa; Chordata; Mammalia; Monotremata; Tachyglossidae.
GCUGCUUCCCUUCAUCCAACUGCCAGAAAGGAACCCAAGCUACCUAUAUGUUCCCUGAGAUUUGCAAAAUUUCGGUACAACUUGGUUUCGGGGCCCAGUUUUCCACAGUCCUGGCCAACAGUUGAGUUUCAUUAAAUGGAUGUUGAACUCCCUGUUGUUUCUUCGUGACUCCAAGGAAGAGCCAGUGGACGCUGCUCCUUCAGGCUGUUUUCUGAAACGGAAAGAAACCGCUCCCCGGUGUGGAAAUGUACAGUGAAACUGAGGCUUGGGUUUCUCCUUGAUCAAAGAGCAAAUCACCUGUAGAGCAGACACUUGAAGGCUCUCCGGUUUCGACACUCGAAUCACGGAAAAUCCUGGAUUAAGAAGGUGACUGACAAAGCUCUGUAGUGCUCAAGCUGUCUUUCCCGGCCUCCACCUCAAUGUUCUAGUGCUUCUGGGCUCCCCGCCUUGGUGCGCCAGCGACUUUCUUCAGCCAAAGAGUGGCCGGAGUGGGAGGUCACACUGCCAUUAUGGCAGCAGAGCUAGGCGGGGGCUCCUGGGAGCCCCUGCCACAGAGUCAGCCCUGCCCCUGCGAUCGCUUCAAACACGCCUGCUGCCUCUGGGGAGGCUUCGUCUACCUCCACGGGGGACGGCGGACCUGCAGUCUGAGCGACUUCUGGCGCUACAGCCCAGAGAGGAAUGCGUGGGAGAUAUUGGACUGUUCAGGAAGAGCCCCAGAAGAACUAGAAGAACAUUCAAUGGUGGCAUAUCGGGGCACCAUCUACGUGUUUGGUGGCAUGAUGGAGUCAGCUUUCAGCCAAAGAAAAACCCCCCUCUGGAUGUACGAAAUAGAUUCUUCAAGAUGGACUGAGUGGCAGAAGCCAGACUCAGCGGAGGUAAGGAAUGAUCUGCUCCGAGAGGUACACAGUAUCUUCAAGAGCACCAGCCCAGCUAACAGGAAAGGUCACAGUGCUGUAGUGUACGCUGCCCACAUGUAUGUCUAUGGAGGGUUCUUUGACAUCAAAGGGACAUCCCAGGAGUUCUGGGCAUUCCAGUUUGAAACAAGGGAGUGGGCCCCUCUGUCUCUCGCCCCAGGCGACCCCAGCCCAGGGCCCCGCCACGGACAUUCGGCUGUAGUUUAUGGUUCGGGCAUGUACCUUUUUGGAGGACUGAUGGGGCUGAUGGAACAGAAGGACUUCUGGAGGUGGAACUUCACCAGCGGUACCUGGUCCAACAUCAAGGCCGUACUUGGCCCCCCCAAGGUAGUGGGGCAUUCGUCUCUCAUCUUUCAAGAUGCCAUGCUGAUUGUUGGCGGGGGGAUCCCCAACUCCGGUCCCCAAGGUUCCAUGUGGCGGUUUGAUUUUGGUUCCCACGUCUGGAAAAGGCCGGCCAGACCCUCCGACACUAUUCCCGCACCCAAAACCCAUCCCUGCAUUGUGGGCCUUGGCAGGGGAUUCCAACCGACAGUCCGGCGGGCCUUGUCCACACCCCCCAGCCUCCCGCGGCCCCAGCGGCAGAGGGCACCUUGGAAGAGGCCAGGAGGCUUCAGCAGCCCCGGAGAGCACAACACUGAGAUAGAAAUGAAAAUUCUGACGCAGACAUUUAGCCAGGAUCGUUCUGCAAGCCAAGCACGGAAAAUAGCCGAGGAGGAGCCUCUUCCUCAUCCCAAGACGGAGGCCGCAGCUGAAGGUUUUCAGGAAGAGAGAGGGGCCAAGGCGAGUCCCUUGCCUUCAGCCUCUAAUGAGCUUCCUGUAAUGCUGAUGAUUGGUGGGAAGCCCCUGGCCAGCUCCGCUGAUAUCACCCUGUGGCGCCUGACGCUCCCUGAUAAUUGAAGGUGUGGACCGGACGGACGGGAACGGGAGUGAUGCUCUGCUUCUGGACCAAGCCUAUGCUUUUCCUCUGGGAGAGAGAUGGUCACCUGACCCCCUUCUGCACACGCUUACUGACUCCAGGCUCCUCCACUCUAGACCCCCCAAAUGGACCUACCUCUAAGCCCUCAACUUCCUCGGGGCUGGUGACGAGGGUCUUUCAUUAGCCACUGCCAAGUUAGAACCUCGGAGACAUGGCCUCCAGAGCUCACCUGUCCUUUUCAUUUGGUGUUUGAUUCCUAAGGUGAGGAGGGUGGAUUUUUCUGUAGGCAAUUGGGGGGCCUCAGUCCAUCUCCUGGGUCAGGUGUAAUGGGGGGUCACACCCACUCUGCUCUGGGUAUUUUGUGUAAAUGUAGUCUUGUCCGAGGACGGCCGUCUGCCCCGGUAUUCUUCCAUCUGAAUGUAAAUCCACCUGAGCCGGUGACCACCCAUGGCUGAGACUGUGGGCAAGAAGUUUAGCCAUCCCCGUCCAUCGCUGUGGGAACGUAGCAGACCACCCAGCUUUGGACUUCCCAAAGAGCUCAAGCUGAACUUGUUUUGCCAUGUAGCUGCUUACCACUCCCAACUGCUCCAUUAGGCAGGUGUCCUGGAGAAAAUGUGCAGGAGCCCUUGCCAAAGGGGAUGAGUGGAGUUGUUCAUCGCCGGAAGACUCUGUCCCCUAGCUCAGAGGGGGAAGGGCAGGGCAGUUUUUUGCUAGGAUGGUCACACUAGCACAGAAAAAAGGGAAGCAGAUAAUCCUGGCCUAAAAGCGAUUGCAAGGGUGAUGUCGCUCUGGUCCCAGGAGGGUUUCACAUUUCAGUGCUGCACUUCCAAGUCGUCACCACCAUCUUUUGUCCUGUCUUCAACACUGUUCACCCAGUCCUGCUCAGGUUCUCCCCACCCGGUUCAGUAACCUCGGGUGGAUCUUCCCCUAAUAGAAGGAUGGGACCAAUUCACUCAGCCCCCCUGCAUAUUCCCCAUGCUGUCCACUGCAUCACCCCAUAGAGGCAAAGGGCUAACAGCAACAGGUUUCCCUCAGAGAGAAAAGAUGACCUUGGGGCGGUUGAGCUUUCCCCUGAAUGGCCUGCAUUCUUCAACCUGGAUCUCCCCUGCUCCCUGCAUACCUGGGCCCUCCCCAACUCCCUGUUAACCCCUGUACUGGCUCCAGAAGAUGGGUUGGAAGCCCCUUGGGGAAGCUUGUCUGUAUACAAAAAUGUCUUCAGAUGCCCCUGAACCAAGCUAAGCUUGUCAGGGAAUGUAUAUUUUCCACCUCGUGGAAACUUUCCUGCUUACCAGUGUGUCAGAGUUUUACUGCCUUAUCUCUGGUUGGACCAACAGGAAAGAAGAAUUGACCUUCAGUUUGUAAGCAGAUAGAAUAACAGUAUUUAAACAGUGAUAAGUAUUUAUUUAUCGAUCGUAUUUAUUUAAUGAGCGCUUACUGUGUGCAGAGCACUGUACAAAGCGCUUGGGAAGUACAAGUUGGCAACAUUUAUGAGGGCAACGAACUAUUUCAGUAUUGAUCUGAUAUCUUAACGUCGUAGCUGACAAAUGAGGUGGGAGGGUAACCAGAGCUGCUUUAAAAUUUCAAUAUAAAAUAUUUUAAGCUCAUUAUUCUUGUCCAUUUUCCCCCAUAUUAGCAAAGACACAAGAUCGCCGUCUCCUAGUUAACCAUCUGUUGUCUUGACAGGAAAUAAAGAAUGAACAUUCUCUCCUAUCAAACCUGA